AUGUCAGACAAGUUACCUACUGGACUUCCACGGAGUUAUAUUGAACAGCGAUUGAGAUUUUUGAAUGAUCAGCUGAACAGACAACGGCAGCGUGAAUUACAACUUCGCAGAGAGAAUCAACGACGACUACAGUAUUUACAGCGGGGAGGGGGGAAAAAGAAACUCAUUUCGGAUUAUUACAAAAUUCAACUGGAACGAGGACGUCAAUCACGGAAAUUUAAAGUCAAGGAAAAUGUCUACAAUGUUGCUUUCAAACCUAUUCCAGAGAAAGAAAAUACAACCUUCAUUCGUCGGCUCUUCCGGGAUAUGUUAAAAAAUGUGAAACAGGAAAUGCAGUGCAAUCCCAAUGAUUAUCUACGUUUAAAUAUUCGGCACCCGUCUCUGGAUUCAGCUAUUUGGUACGAAUUUACGCAGUCCAAUCAGCUCAACGAGGACAAAAUUCUGAACAAAAUAGAAUCCGUCCAGCAAUCUAAAAAGGAAUUCCUAAUCACCGACGGGGCAGUGCAGAUGGAUUUUUUCCAUGUCAAAUAUCCACAAGGCAGCGGGUGCACUAAGAAAAAACAUCUACACAUGGAUAAGGAGAAAUUCAAAAACUCCAAGAGAGCGAUCGUUCGCAUUCAAAAUCCUGAGGAUUCUCUCUGCUUGUCCCGGGCUAUUGUGGUAGCACGUCUACACAGCCAGAAAUCAAACGACCCGGCAUGGGAAACGAAAUGGUUACGCAUGAGAAAAGGGGAUUUCAAAACGCUCGACCAGAAACGAGAAGCGAUAGCCUUGAUGGAACAAGCUGGUCAGGAAAACGGUAUUCACAUCCCCAAUUUAUGCGUGGCAGAACGUGUGUGUCAACAUUGCGACAGUGUGGAUAUCGACAAGCCCUGUUCUCAUUGUGAAGGAUUCGGAUCACAACGCCGCUUCCUAUUUCAAGGCCCCGACACGUUAAAACAGUUUAUGGAAUGGCUCUUACAGAGCGAGACCGAUGAGCAAGGCCAUGUGGAACUCAAACACGAUGAAGCCACCAUCAUUGCCCACAAUUUCAAAGGAUACGAUGGGCAGUUUAUUUUGAAUUACCUGGUGCACACGGCGUGUAUCAAACCCACCGUCAUCCUGAACGGGAGUAAAAUCUUAUCCAUGCAAGUCUUGGGGUUGAGAUUCAUCGAUUCUUACAACUUUCUACCCUUUGCUCUUGCCAAGAUGCCCUCUGCUUUCGGAUUAACGGAAUUGAAAAAAGGCUAUUUCCCGCACUUUUUCAACACGACAGAGAACCAGCAGUAUGUGGGUCCUUACCCGGCCGCUCAUUUCUACAAUCCUGACGAUAUGUCCACCGCCAAUCGUGAAGCCUUCUAUACUUGGUACCAUCAACAAGAGGGCAAAGUCUUUGAUUUCCAGAAAGAAUUCUUAGCUUACUGCAUCUCGGACGUGGAUAUUUUACGCCGCUGUUGUGCCCAUUUCAAAUCCACCCUGUUUGAUCUGGUGGAAGUAGACCCCUUUCAAGAAUCCAUCACGUUUGCCAGCACGGCUAAUUUAGCCUACCGACGAGGAUUCAUGGUUGAAAAUACCAUCGCCAUCAUUCCUAAUAUGGGCUACCGGCCAGCACGACGAUAUUCAGCUAAAGCUUGCCGAUGGCUCGCCUGGUUAGAACAUCAACAUCACUGCAUACGACAUGCUAGAAAUGGGGGUGAAGUCACGCUUGGACCCUAUACAGUAGAUGGGUAUGAUGAGGAAUCCCGUAUCGUGUACGAAUUCUAUGGCUGUUACUGGCACGGCUGUCCCACCUGUUACCCGAAUCUGUUGACUGACAUGCAUCCUCAUCGUGUUCAGCAUACGUAUCAAGACCUCUACCUGGACACCUUAAAACGAGCCAGUGCUUUAGAAGACCAAGGCUAUACAGUCGUGAGCAUAUGGGAACACGAGUUUGAUCGUCAGACCCAGACCAAUGCCGACUUACAGGAAUUUUUACAAGGAGUCGAUAUACAAGAUCCUUUGAAUCCCCGUGACGCUUUGUACGGAGGCCGGACCAAUGCUACACGACUGUAUUGUGAGGAGGGUGACAUGCGAUACGUGGAUGUCUGUUCCCUGUACCCGUACGUGUUGAAAUACAAGCCAUUUCCCGUCGACCAUCCCCAAGUCAUCACCAGCCAUUUCACCGAUGUCAGAGACUAUUUCGGGCUCAUUCGUUGUCGUGUCCUCCCACCCCGAGAGCUGUAUCACCCCGUAUUACCUUACAAGACCGGGGGCAAAUUACUCUUUCCCUUAUGCCGCACCUGUGCGGAACAGCGCAACUUAGGACCCGACGAGCGGUGCCAGCACACCGAUUCUGAACGCAGUCUCACGGGCACCUGGGUGACCACCGAACUUCACAAAGCAUUAGAUCUAGGCUAUCGUCUCGACCGCAUUUACGAAGUUUGGCAUUUUGAGAAAACCAGUGACCACUUAUUUCGAGCGUAUAUCAACACCUUUUUGAAAAUUAAACAAGAAGCUUCCGGAUUCCCCGAGGAUUGUCAAACAGCCCAACAGCAGCAACAUUACAUUGAGGAAAUUCAGCAACGAGAAGGCAUUGCCAUGAAUCCGGCCGACAUCCAGAAAAAUCCGGUCCGAAGAACCAUUGCCAAACUCUUUUUAAAUUGCUUGUGGGGAAAAUUUGCUCAACGAUUACAAUUACCCAAAUCCCUGUAUCUCACGGAAGAAGAAGAAUUACAACAGAAAUUACAAGAUGCCACUUUAGAAGUCAAAGGCAUCGAACUCUUAGAAAAUCGUGAACGCCCCGAAUGUGAUAUGAUGCUGAUCAAUUAUCAGGAGAAAGAAGAAUUUUUAGAAGACUGUCCCUUUGGAAACGUGGUGCUGGCGUGUUUUACAACAGCUCAUGCUCGUUUACAAGUCCAUGUCCGCUAUCCGCACUUUAUUCAACGAACCCGCCAACAUGAUGUGCGAACCAUUCCUCUGGUGAAGAAAUACCGCAUGGUGUAUGAUAAACGUCAACGUAUUCAUGACUAUGACACGCUGCCUUACGGGUAUUAA
This is a messenger RNA of Ostrea edulis (European flat oyster), 3012 nucleotides long. RefSeq lists its product as uncharacterized. Gene Ontology annotation, molecular function: nucleotide binding; DNA-directed DNA polymerase activity; DNA binding. Bases 1 to 3012 code for a protein of 1003 amino acids. NCBI's taxonomy places the organism in Eukaryota, Metazoa, Mollusca, Bivalvia, Ostreida, Ostreidae. The record is from RefSeq and is a predicted model, not a curated record. Gene Ontology annotation, biological process: DNA replication. The transcript has 2 exons.